This is a messenger RNA of Lathyrus oleraceus (garden pea), 1677 nucleotides long. RefSeq names its product formamidopyrimidine-DNA glycosylase. Gene Ontology annotation, molecular function: zinc ion binding; oxidized purine nucleobase lesion DNA N-glycosylase activity; damaged DNA binding. Gene Ontology annotation, biological process: base-excision repair. Lineage: Eukaryota; Viridiplantae; Streptophyta; Magnoliopsida; Fabales; Fabaceae. Gene Ontology annotation, cellular component: nucleus. The transcript is spliced from 11 exons. The record is from RefSeq and is a predicted model, not a curated record. The coding region runs from base 161 to 1420 and encodes 419 amino acids.
ACAGCAACAGCACUAUCAACGGACACGAUUUGCUGCUCAGAUGCAACGGUACAAUAGCUUAAAACCCCAAACAGAACGAAUGAUCAUAGAGUAGCGUACUUGUAAGAAGAGAAGCAACGCGGGAAAACUCCAUAGAUAGCAAUCAGAGCGAGCAAGCACAAUGCCGGAGCUACCGGAGGUAGAGGCGGCAAGAAAAGCGGUGGAAGAGAACUGUAUCGGGAAGAAGAUAACCAAGUGCAUCGUUGCCGAUGAUUCAAAAGUCAUCGACGGUGUUUCUCACUCCGAAUUUGAAGCUUCCGUCAUCGGCAAAACCAUUGUCGCAGCUCGCCGGAAGGGCAAGAACAUGUGGCUUCAGCUCGAUUCUCCGCCGUUUCCUUCCUUCCAAUUCGGUAUGGCUGGUGCGAUAUACAUCAAGGGAGUUGCAGUAACAAAGUACAAAAGGUCUGCUGUAAAUGAUGAGGAUGAAUGGCCUUCCAAAUAUUCGAAGUUUUUUAUUCAGCUAGAUGAUGGUUUGGAGAUAUCUUUCACUGACAAAAGGAGAUUUGCAAAAGUUCGCCUGCUCAAAGAUCCCACAUCAGUGCCUCCCAUAUCCGAGCUUGGUCCUGAUGCACUCUUUGAACCCAUGACACUUGACGAAUUCACUGGGCGUUUGCACAAGAAGAAAACUGAAAUCAAGGCUUUAUUACUAGAUCAAAGCUAUAUUUCAGGUAUUGGAAAUUGGGUUGCAGAUGAAGUGCUCUACCAAGCAAGGAUUCAUCCACAGCAGUCAGCUUCUAGUUUGUCGGGAGAAAACUGCUCAACUUUGUAUGAGUGCAUUAAAGAGGUUAUUCAAUUUGCUGUUGGAGUUGAUGCUGACUGUAGCCGUUUUCCCCUUGAAUGGUUAUUUCAUUUUCGAUGGGGGAAAAAGCCUGGAAAAAUAAGUGUUGAAGUUGGAGCAGAUAGUAGCCAAUAUCCCACUAAUUGGAUAUUUCACUUUCGUGAAAAGAAGCCCGGCAAAGCUUUUGUUGACGGGAAAGAAAUUAACUUCAUCACCGCAGGUGGUAGGACAACUGCGUACGUGCCAGAGCUGCAAAAGCUAAGUGGACCGCAAAAGUUAAAAGAAACUGGUAAAGCUAGAGGGAAAACCUCAAAGAAAGCAAGAGUAGAUGAUGAUAACAAUGAUGACAUUGAGAAUCCUACAAAGAAGGAAGACCAGACUUUGGGAAAGAAGGGGGCAAAGGCUGGAGCUAAAGGUAGAGAAGCUUCUAAAAGAAAAAAGACAGAGGAAAGUGACGAUGACAAUGACGGUGAUACUGGUACUGAUAAUGACGAUGACAGUGAUCAAGUUGAAAAGAGGAAACCAGCUCCGGCCAAGAAGCAAUCAAAGAAAAGUGUUCAAAGCAAUCAAAAUAGUAGGAGUGCUAGGAGCAAAGCUAAGUAGCCACAAUUGAGUUUGAAUAGUUUUGCCAUGGCUGUGUUCACACUUUGCUCUCAGAAGGAUGUUUAUCAUGUUCCUGCAACAUAGGUUCGCCUUACAAACCUUUUGUCUUUAUGAUCUUUUGGUUAACUUUGCUUUAACAAGUCAUGAUUGCUUUAUGAUUAUUUAGUUGUUGGAUGCCUUCAGUUUUUUGCAACUAAAUGCUAAUUUCAGGCUUAAAUUAUAUUUUUGGUCUAUGUAAUACUUUCAUUAGCUUGUCA